UAAAUAAUUUAAAAAAAUAUAUCAACUUCUGUUUUAUUUGUCGAUAUAUCAAUUUUUUAUAAAAAUUGUCUGCAACAAUAAUUAUGAUUUAUUGACUGCUAAUAGCAUUGUACUGAAAGUAUCAUUAACACUCAAAUUUGUACAUAAAACUUAUUUUAUAAGCGUUCUGACACUAUUGUGUGACAAUUUAGAAAUAAUAUUAAUUGUUACACAUUUUAUUACUUUUAUUACUUGUCACUUUUAUACUUAUAAAAGAACGCGAAUGAUGUAAACAAUGUCACAUUUGACAUUUCUUAGAUGUAAACAUAACCUUAUGAAAUCAAAAAUAAUAGAAUGAAAUUAUUUUAUUUAUUAAUAACAGUAAUAUAAUGUAUAAAAAAAUAUGGAAAAACUUAAGACAAGUUGAUGAUACAUUUGAACUUGAACCAGAGACAAUUAAAAGAACACAAUGUUUUUUAAGAGUUAAUUUUACACACACUGCAUUUAAUUGUAAUGAAGAAUGUUGUGUUGCAACUGAUACAGCAGGAUAUUUAUAUUAUAUCGACUUAAUAAGUAGUUGUCCUUCUUAUCAGAAAUUGGGAAAUAUUGGAAAAACUACUUUUAUAGGAUUUAAUCCUAUCAAUAACUCUGAAAUACUAGUUGGCCUGACCACGGGUGAUAUUAAAAUUUUAAGAGUAAAUGUAAAUGUUUCCCAGCAUUGUUUAUUGAUUGCACAUAAGUUACCACCUAUACAUGUUUCCUUUUAUAAGAAGUAUUGCUUAACUUCUUCACAAAAAGAAGUUAUAAUAUGGUGUUUACAUUCUUUUACCAAGGCUCAACAAUUAAAAAUUAAUAUAAAAAAUGUUGUGUUAAAAAAAGCCAGUUUCUCAAAUUUAGGACACAUUGUUGUGCUAUAUCAUAAUGAUACAUUACAAGUUUGGAACUUUAAUCAAUUGGAAAAUGAUACUAAAAUUGAUGCAAAAAUAUAUGGAAUACGGAACAUUAGAGAUUUUAUUUUCACACAGAAUGGAAGAGCAAUGAUCAUAACUAGUGCUCAGAAUAAAAUCACUAUUCUGAAUACAUGUAACUGGAAUUUAAUGAAAACUUUGAAAUUGCCAGAGAACUUUAUUAAUAUGAAGCAUAUGUCAAUUGUACCUCACCCCUUAGAUGGUGGAGCAAAUAACAUAGUAGCAUGUCUCUCCUCAAGUUUUGAUCUUUAUUUCUUUGAUAUAAAUCAAUCUUGUACAAUAGAAACUUUGCAUCCUAUUAAACCCAUUAAAAAAAUUGUAGUUUCUCCAACUGGUAGAUACAUAGCAUAUAUAGAAAAAGAAGGACAUUUAAAAUUAACAGUUACUGAAAAAUUAUUUUCAGAAAAGUGUGAAUCCUUACAAAAAUUGAAAGAACCAUGUAGACCAGUUGCACAUAAAGUAGAUGAUCAUUUAUUAUGGGUUAGAGAAAACAUAAAAGAAGAACUACGUUUAGAAAGACUAAUGCUCAUUUUGAAAGAAUUUGGAGAAUAUCCUGAAAAAUACCGUGUAUUAAUAUGGUCAACUAUUUUGGAACUACCAGCUAAUAAAAAUGCAUAUAAUAAUCUAGCUAAUAAGGCUGCAAAUUCGAAUUUUAUAUCAGAAUUUUUGAAGAACUAUCCAUUAGCUGAUAAAAGUAAAAAGAUAUUACUAAUCACAACAAUAAAUUGCUUAAUACAGUGGUGUCCUUUAUUAGUACAGUGUUCAUUUCUACCAAACUUAGUUUUUCCAUUUCUGAUGGUCUUCCAGAAAGAUCUUCUACUUGGUUUUGAACUCAUUCUUGGUGUGUUACUAAAUUACUGUCAAAAGUGGUUUGAGUAUCAUCCUUUACCACCUUUAAAUGUACUGGGUAUAAUAGAAAAUAUUCUUUUGCAUACAAAUCCAGGUUUAAUAAAUAUUUUUUGUGAACGAGGAAUAACAUCUACUGAAUAUGCAUGGCCACUUUUGAAGACUGCAAUGAGCGAAGUUUUAUCUGGUUCUGAAUGGUUAAUUUUAUUGGAUCAUUUAAUAUCAUUUAAAAAGCCUUCGCUUUUAUUAUUCAGCGUUGCUGCAUACAGUAUCUGUUCUCACGAAUUGAUACUUUCGUCAUUGCAUACACAAGAAAAUAUUAGGCGAUAUUUUACUAGUCAGGGUCAUAUUACUGCCAAAGAAUUGAUAAAUGUUGCUCAGCAGCUUGAUAAAAAUGUACCAUCAAGAAUUCAUCCCAGUUACUAUCUUAAAGACGAAAUAAUUACAUUAUCUUCCAAAGGACCAUAUCAGCCAUUUAUACAUGAUUUCCCGAAAUUUUUAACUGACGACCUUUCAAUUGCUGAAUUGGAAAAAUUGAAAGAAAAAGAGCGAAUCGAGCGUGAGCGUGAUCGCAAAGAAAUGGAAACGGCAGAGGAAAACCGAUUAAAACAUGAAACAAAAGCUUUUAUGAAUCAAAUUCAUCAAAUGAGAUUAAAAGAAGCAGAAAAAUGUACCAGAGAACAGUUGUCUGAUAUAAUCUGGAGAACAGAGGGACAUCAUUCAAAAGCACAAGGACCAGUGGACACUUGUCUUUGUGAUCAUUUAAAUGAUGUGCCAGAUUUAGAUCUAGACACUGCAGAUGAUGAAGAUAAAGAAGACAAAGCAAAACACUAUGAGCAAUUGCAGCAAAAUGUAGACAAAUUAGAAUACGAAGUACAAAGUUUUUUAAACUCAUUAAGAUCUCAAAAAUCAAGGGUAAAGAGUACCUGAUAUAUUUUAUAGUUAUUUUAAGUGGAAUGAUACUUUUUAUAUCUUAUUUAUGAAAAUUAAAUUUUUUUAUCUAAUAAAUAUCAUGGCAUGCGGUAUGAUAAUGUUUAAAGUAUAAUAAAAAUAUUAAUGAAAACUACAAUCUGUAUAAUUUUAUUAUAAAAUUUAUGUACAAUAUUUACAAUCUGUAAAUAUCAUAAAAUAUCUUUGAACAUAGAAUUAUAAAACAAUAAAAUUUUGUAUGUAUAUAUAAACUUUAUAAAAAUAUAAAUUUCUUUAUUUGAGUGCUCAACACUAAAAAUGCUGAUAGUAUUGUACUGUACACUGUACAAAGUUUUGGUUUAAAAUUAUACUUUUAACAUUGUCUCAAGGUAAAGACUAGUCAUACUGAAUAAAUGAAUGAACAGGAACACCAACCUUGUCUCUUCCAUUUAAAUUAGUUAGUUCAAUUAUUACUAAGCAUUCAAUCACCUCAGCUUCAGCAGAUUUUACCAAUUCUACUGCAGCUGUCAUGGAACCUAUGAUGAUAUUUAUAAAAGUUUAUUGAUUAAUCUUAUUUAUACUAGCUUAAAUAAAUUGUAUCAUUAGUAUCUUACCUCCUGUGGCUAACAGAUCAUCUACAAUGAUCACCCGUGCCCCUUUAUUUAUAUAAUCCUUUUGUAUUUCAAAGGUAUCCUAUGUAAACAAAAUGUUCUAAUAAUAUUAAAGGUAAAAAUGUCAUAAA
Osmia lignaria (orchard mason bee) is the source of this 3444-nucleotide messenger RNA. RefSeq names its product TBC1 domain family member 31. Gene Ontology annotation, cellular component: ciliary basal body. Gene Ontology annotation, biological process: cilium assembly. The record is from RefSeq and is a predicted model, not a curated record. Gene Ontology annotation, molecular function: protein binding. Lineage: Eukaryota; Metazoa; Arthropoda; Insecta; Hymenoptera; Megachilidae.